CGGAAGUGCUUUGUCAAAGCGUCCAAAUUAGCGUCGAGUGUCGCGCGACAGUUUCUGUGUCAUGAAUUUCCUUCCAAUGCGCGUCUUGAAAUCCUAUAAUGCGGCGCUACAUUCGUGCACUGGUGCUGUGCAUGGUGUUUGCCGUGUUUUCGGGCUUGUUCGUGUACAGUAAACUGUUUUACUCCGACGUCUCAGUCGCUAGCGGAGCCAAGAGGUUGGUCAGCCCCCCGCAAGACCCCGGAGCCGGAGGAGAAGAAGAAGACGGAGCCGCCACGGGCGCUGAGCAGCGAAACCCACACCGGGCCAACAGGAAUGUCACGCGUGACGGCAGGGAUGCUGUCGGAAGCACGGAAAGCCGACUCCCGCCCCCCAUGCAUCUGGCCGUGGUGACCUGUGGGGAGAGGCUGGAGGAGACCCUCACCAUGAUCAAAUCGGGGGUGCUGUUCAGCAUCAAGCCCCUCCAUUUGCACAUCUUUGCAGAAGAUCAGCUCCAUGCUAGCUUUGUAGAAGCUCUGGAGAGUUGGCCUGGGUUCGUUCGCUCCACCUUUACCUACACCCUCCACCCCAUCAGCUUUCCCAGCGAAAAUGCAAAAGAAUGGAAGAAACUUUUCAAACCCUGCGCGUCGCAGAGACUCUUCCUGCCUUUGAUCCUAAAGGACGUGGACUCGGUGGUCUACGUCGACUCGGACAUCCUCUUCCUGCGGCCCGUGGACGAGUUGUGGGGCUUUCUGACGCGGUUCGACCGCUCCCAGCUCGCCGCCAUGGCCCCAGAGCACGAGGAGCCGCGCAUAGCCUGGUACAACCGCUUCGCCAUGCACCCCUUCUACGGCAGGACGGGCGUCAACUCGGGCGUCAUGCUCAUGAACAUGACGAGGAUGAGGAGCGCCUACUUCAAGAACGACAUGACGCCGGUGGGGCUGCUGUGGGAGGAGCUGCUGAUGCCUCUGCUGCAGAAAUACAAGCUGAACAUAACCUGGGGAGAUCAGGACCUUCUCAAUAUCAUUUUCCACCACAACCCCGAGAGGCUGCUGGAGUUUCCCUGCAAGUGGAAUUACCGUCCGGACCACUGCAUCUACGGCAGUAACUGCGCUUCAGCCGAGGAGGACGGCGUCUGCGUCAUGCACGGAAACAGAGGCGUGUACCACGACCAGAAGCAGCCGGCUUUCAGGGCCGUUUACCAGGCUAUAAAGAAGGCAGAUUUUUUUGAACUCAGAGCAAGGUUUGUCUGUUGACGAGAAACCAUCGACACAGAAAAAUGGAAACAACAUUGAAGGGAAGCCUUCUGUGGAACUCCAACCAAAAAAUAAAAUAAAACUGCUAGUUUUUGGUUCUGGACUUUUAUUUUGACGAUCUUUGGGUGCUCAUUUGAAUGCCGGUAGCUUCUUUAGUACGGACCUCCACCGUCCAACCAUCUGUCAUCUCUGUCCAGAGCAGGACUUUUUGGUGUUCAGAGGGGUGUCUGCU
This is a messenger RNA of Oryzias latipes (Japanese medaka), 1464 nucleotides long. It is a transcript of the gene gxylt1b, whose product is annotated as glucoside xylosyltransferase 1b. NCBI's taxonomy places the organism in Eukaryota, Metazoa, Chordata, Actinopteri, Beloniformes, Adrianichthyidae. Gene Ontology annotation, biological process: protein O-linked glycosylation via N-acetylgalactosamine. The record is from RefSeq and is a predicted model, not a curated record. Gene Ontology annotation, molecular function: UDP-xylosyltransferase activity.